CUUGCGCACCAUGUUUUUCAGUCAAAAAAAUCAGCUUCACCCUUAAAAGCUUAUUCUAUUCCAUAAAUUAGGCAGCGAGGUAGAGAGGGUCAAACAGACACAGACUCGGCCUUUUGCUUUUUCUAACAAUCGCUGUGUGCGUUCCCUUCAACAAAAUUCUGGAAAGCAAGCAGAUAUGCGCUCCUCCACCACCACCACCAACACGAUUUCGAUUCACAGACCCCAACUCUUGAGGUUUCCCCACGAUGCUGCUGUUGUUGCAGCAAAUCAUAUUAAAUUUCAAAGGGUCACAACAGCUUCUUGGACAAUGGCAAUGGAUUCUAAAAAAUCAUCAUCUUUUGGUAAUUAUACGAGCAAGAAGGAUAAGAAGGAAGAGCUGUCCAUUAUUCCUCACUGGGAAUCAUCAUCUUCAUCCUCCGAUUUCCGAUUCGACCGCCUGCAGCCGUCGGAUCAAGAAUUGGGUACAGAUCAAAAAAGACUUGAGUUUGGACACUACGUGGCGCGACAGGCCCUUCUUGAUGAAGAGUUUUGGACAGCGGCAUGGCUAAGAGCAGAGAGUCAUUGGGAAAAUAGAGCUAACGAACGAUAUGUAGAUAACUUCAAAAGGAAAUUUGCUGACCAGGAGUUUAAUGCCAUAAAAAGGCGCAGUAGAGGCCAAAUUGGGCAGAAAUGCACCUGUAUUGUCACGGUUAUGAAGGAAGUGAAGAAUGUAAAACGCACUGUAAUUAAAAGUGUAGUUGGAACCCUUGAUUUGAGUAUCCGGUAUAUGUUGCAUGGAGAGACUGUUCCUGGGGAAAGGGUGAGAACUCCUCUCUUCUGCAGCAUCAACAGAACAGACCAAAAUAAAUAUGGGUAUAUUGCAAACUUAUGUGUGAUCAAAUCAGCACGUCGUCGGGGUAUUGCAAGCAACAUGUUACAUUUUGCUGUUGAAUCAGCCAAAUCCGAGAGCGUGGAACAGGUAUAUGUGCAUGUGCAUAGAAGCAACAUACCUGCUCUGGAACUUUACCAAAGGAUGGGCUUUGAGAUUGUGGAAGUGGCAAGCUCUCAAUUGGUAGAAGACCAAACUUACUUGCUUUGUUUGAAGACAUAGAAAUUCAUUCAACACAAACUAUUCCUUUUUUUUUUUUAGGGAUGGUUACAGUAAACCCACCUGUGGUUUGGCCCGUUUUCACUUUGCCUAUCCAUGGUUCAAAACUUAACACUUUGCCCACCUAAGGUUACUUCUAUUAGGACUCUGUUACCCACCUUUGGCUUUUCCGUUAGAAAACAACUUUUACAACCAAUAUAUAACAUAAAACGAAUCAAAAAGUUAGGGUUUGAAUUUUUUUGAAAGAGCUUGGAUUAUGGGGUUUUUUGUCUCUAUGCAAACUGCUGGUCCUCUACUGAAAUUCCUUUGAAAAAUAAUCAAGAAAGAAGGAAGGCAAGAAAGAUAGGGCAGCGGCCAACAAGGACAAAGACAGCAACAUAUGUUUCCAGAGUUGAGUUCAAGGGUUUGGUUUUGGAGGUUUGUUAAUGGUUAUGGCCCUUAUGGGGGCUGUUCUCCUCACUUCUCAGACCUCAUGUGUAAUCUAAUGUAACUGGUGUUCUUUUUCUUCCUACUUCCUACUUGUUCUAUUUGGCUAUUUGCUAUUGUUGCUGUGUUAUGGGUUUGGGAAUUGGGAUUGGGGGGUUCAAGCUUUAUCUGUUUGUGCAAGAGCAAGACUACUGGUGUUUCUUUGUAUUUCCUAAAAGCUUCACCAAAAGCUGCCUUUAUAAUUGUACAACUACCUAUAUAUGAUGAUAAUGUUAAGCUAGCUAUUGUUGUGUU
Molecule: messenger RNA, 1807 nt
Organism: Quercus robur (English oak)
Lineage: Eukaryota; Viridiplantae; Streptophyta; Magnoliopsida; Fagales; Fagaceae
Exons: 9
Coding region: 176-1090 (304 amino acids)
Molecular function (GO): acyltransferase activity, transferring groups other than amino-acyl groups
Source: RefSeq, a predicted model, not a curated record